Molecule: messenger RNA, 3405 nt
Organism: Trypanosoma theileri
Lineage: Eukaryota; Euglenozoa; Kinetoplastea; Trypanosomatida; Trypanosomatidae
Exons: 1
Coding region: 1-3405 (1134 amino acids)
Source: RefSeq, a predicted model, not a curated record
AUGGGGUAUUUUAAUAAAGGAAAACAAACAGAUAAUAAUCAGUCUUAUGCAAGUAUUCAAUCCAAAUCUACAUCUCUCUCAUCAUCAAAUGCAUUGAUUUCACUUGGACCGUACGCAUAUAUAGUGCGUCAACCAGGAGUAAAGGAGAUCACAGAAAAGUUUGGAUAUUCUCCUCUUGGUGUAAACAGAAAGCAAGAAGAGCAAGAAGAAGAAAAAGAGUAUCUGCAGAGUGGGAUACCCUGUGAAUCCAAUAAUAAAAAGCAGAUACAUACAGAAAAAGAGAAUGAAAAAGAACUAUUUUGGAUAUCCCCAAUUGCACCUUUACGAUACGAACAUAGUAUAAAGGGGCAAAAUACAUCCAUGGCAUCUGACCCGUUGGCAUUUUCACCGCAACCAAAUCUUCCACCAGAUAACUCUUACUUAGAUGAUAACACACACAAUGAUAGACCUCGUGAAUGGAAUGUUCGGCGGGAGUACAGUACAAAAUCAUCACCGCAAGCUUCCACAAAACUUCUUGCAGAGUUGCUUCGUCGAAUGCAAAGACAUUUAACUCCGGAGCAUAAAUCUUCUCCUCUUUCUCAACCCCAUGACAGUUCUACUAGGAAAAGUAAAUUGGGUAAUCACCCAAAUAAGCGAGAAGAAGAAGAAAAACAGCAGCGUAACUGUUAUCCUUCAAAAACUCUUUCCAGUUCGAAUUCUCAUGUAAAGACUGAUACUCAACACAUCAUCACCCCCACUCAUCAUGUUGAAGAACCUCGUCAUAAUGAGGCUUUAGAAUCUAUCGCAAUAAAUCCACAAUAUACAGAGAAACUAUUUCAAGAUACUGAAGGUUUACCGUCAAGUAAGAGUCCUCCUCGCACUAAUCGCAGCAGUCUCGAUACACUGGAGUGGGGGGAUCAACUAUGGCGUGAUAUAAAAGAAGAUGAUGAACGUAUGUGUCGUUGGCUUGCAGAACGAGGUCUAUGCCCAAACGGGGAUGUCCUCGCAUUGCGGGUUCUCGCAGACUAUCUAAAGAAAAAAGUAAGUCGUGUUGAAGACGAGUAUAACCAACUUUUUUGGUCUUCUCGUCAAAAUAUUCCUCCAUUGCAGCAUGAGGACUUCCAAGAAAUCUCUUUGGGAAUUUUGGGAGGGAAAAAAAUAUCCCUUCAGAAACAAAAACAGAUAGUACACCCUUAUGGGAAUAACGCUGAAACGAAAUCAGAAUAUUUAGAAAAUCGUACACAUUUUUCCGAUACAUCACGAAAUAAACCACCGGGUAUUCUUCAGACUUUUUCUAAGAAUAAUUCUAAAAAAAGGAAUAAUACUCCUAUUGUCUCUAAAACUACCGCUACUACAGUUCCUGAUGAUAAUAAUGAUAAUGAUGAUGAUGAUUCUCACAAGAAGAAAAGAAGUGUUAGUAGUAGCAGUGUGUUACCAUUACCAAUAUCACGAAAGAGUUAUGGGCACUCUUCUAAAAAGGCACAGAAGUGUCGAUUUGUGGGUGAUGUCUCUUCAUUCUACACAGGAAAAUCGUUAACAGAGGAAAUAGAUAAGAAAAAAGCAUCUAGUGGGAGUAUCAAAAAAGAUGAUGAUGAAAUUUCCCCAUCUGUAUCGACAACUUCUUCUUCUUCUGGGAAAGAGAAGAUAAUGCAUCGUGACCAUGAUCAUCAUCAUUAUAACCGACACGAAGAGAAAUACAGUGUGAAACAAUCAUGGUCUCAAGAAAAAGAAGUUGAAACUAAAAAAAUGGAUCCUCCUAAAUUCUGGAGAGAAGGAAUGAGUGCCUCUAAACCUUCCAAAAUUCCACAACUUCCGGAGGAUCCAUUACCACCUUUAGGUGCACUUAUACAUCCCCUAACUCUACCAAAUAUUACAGACGUUCAUGAUCUCUCUGCAAUAGUGCGUUUGCGUAAUUACUGUAAUCAACUAAAGAAGGAACGAGAUCGUUUACUUCAUAAGAAAUGCACACAAAGGAAAGAAAAGACUGACGGCGUUGACACAGUGUCAACUACAACAAAAAGAACAACCUCACAACACUGUCACUUAUCACAGAAUCAUCAUGAUCGAAGCAUUUCUGUUCAGUGUAGUCUAUCUUCCAUUUCCUCUCCCUCAUCAGAUGGCCGUGAUGUGCCUUUAUCUACACAUUAUGAUGAUAGACAUCAUCACAACUAUCAGGAGUCUAAGCAAAAAGAUGAGGAGACGAUGACAAUGGCAUAUACAAAAAAAAGAAGAUCAAAUAAGAGUGUAGACACUACCACACUCACAGCAACGCCGCCGAAGCAUUCCGUUUCCUGUCAAACAGAUGGAUACAUUGAAAAUAAUUCCCCUAUUGUGUUUUCUCCAUUUCAUUCAUUAAAAUCAUCACGUUCUGUUAGCAACAUUCCACAUGAGCCACGCACUGGGGUGCCUUAUGGGGCUCUGAAAGAAGUGGGACGCUCACGUUCACAAACCGCCGCUUACUUGAUGAGUCCUACUCAACCUUUACAUCAGAGUGAAGUGGUGAGUAGUCAUUCAUCAGCAAACGUUAUUCAUAAUAGUCCAUUGAAAGCCCCACCGCGACAAGAGUAUUUAAAUAAGAUGAAUAUGUCUUAUGUUUGGAGUGUUGGAUCGACCACUUCGCAUCCUUUUCCAUCCGAUAGAGUUUCUGCACAAGAUUAUAGAGGUGCCACGAAAGUAUUACACCAUUCUAAUUGCAAAGUGGAUCCUGUAGAAGAAAUAGAGGAAUUUACCACACCUGAUAAAGGUAUUUCGUUAACUGCUGCUCCUGAGUCGUUGUUAAAUGAAUUUCCAAAGGAACAAGAAGGGCAAAAUUUGCAUUUGGGUGUGAAAGAAAGAUCUCCUGUGAGUCAGAUGAAAAGUAACGAAACGUCGUUAUUACAGGGUAGUCGUACUCCGUCCAGAAUGCAGAGAAGCACUACAAGAAGUAUACGAAGUGGGGCUGUGGUCUAUAGUAGUAGUAGUAGUGAAUACAGUAGUGACAGUAGUAAUACUGUUAAUGUUAGACAUGGUUUAGAUAAUAAAAGAAGACUAUCACCAGAAAAACCACAGCAACAACGUUUCACUGCAGAAAAAAAAGAAUUCCCUUUUACUACUACCACUGUUACUAAUACACCAACUGUGAAAAUGUCAACACAUAACCCCAACUCUUCCUUGUCUAAUAACAACAUGUAUGAAAUGAACCGUAGUAGAAGUGAUGGUGGUGGAAGCCGUUAUGUGGGGAGCAUAAACAAUAGCAACAUCUCAACAAAAAGAGGAAUGUCAUCGCAACAACAAAAUAGAUCCAAUAGUAUUACGGAGAAAAGUGUUCAUGGCUUUUUUGUACGUGUGAUUCCUGUGAAUGGUGAAUUUAACAAUAGUAAAGAGAAAGUAUCCCCUCAAGAAAAAGUGAUUGUAUCGCGGUCUCGUCGAUUUGGACUGACAAAGUAA